Molecule: messenger RNA, 5357 nt
Organism: Boleophthalmus pectinirostris (great blue-spotted mudskipper)
Lineage: Eukaryota; Metazoa; Chordata; Actinopteri; Gobiiformes; Gobiidae
Gene: sema3e
Product: sema domain, immunoglobulin domain (Ig), short basic domain, secreted, (semaphorin) 3E
Exons: 17
Coding region: 101-2482 (793 amino acids)
Biological process (GO): axon guidance; positive regulation of cell migration; negative chemotaxis
Molecular function (GO): chemorepellent activity; semaphorin receptor binding
Source: RefSeq, a predicted model, not a curated record
UCUUGGGCUAAUUGUGCGGAUCUAAAAAUAUGGAUGCUUAUUACUGAGUGAAGAGGAGGAGAAUUGAUUUGCCUUUCAAAGACUUUUGUGCAGGCUUUUGAUGUGGAGAAUGGAGAGUGGAAGUGGCGCGCUGGUGGGGUUCGUGCUGCUGCUGUAUACGGUUAUGUUGAGGACAGUGCACUCAGCCUCUCACAGUAUCUACCCCAGGAUACGCUUGUCACAUAAAGAGCUGUGGCAGAUGAACCGGACAUGGGUGUACCAGGGACAUGGAGCCUCUUUCCAGCCCAGGACCAUGCUUCUCGAUGACAGCCACGAGCGCCUCUACAUCGGGGCCAAGAAUUCUCUCUUCUCACUGAGCCUGGAUCGCAUCAACGCCCAUCCCCGAGAGGUCCAGUGGGCGAGCACAGAAGCUCAGAUUGAAAACUGUCUGAUGAAGGGGAGAGAGAAGACGGAGUGUGCGAACUACAUCAAGGUGCUCCAGCAGUACAACCAGACCCACCUGCUCGUGUGUGGCACCGGUGCCUUCAACCCACUCUGUGCAUUCGUCAAAGUGGGCCACACUGGACAGGACCGUAUGUUUGUGCUGGAAGAGGAGAGUGUGAGCAGUGGGAAAGGCCGCUGUCCCUAUGACCCCAACAGUCCCUGCACCUCCACACUGUCCAGGGGAGAGUUGUACAUCGGCCUGUACACAGACUACUGGGAGAACGAUGGAGCCCUGUGCAGACUCAACAACCAGACCUACACCCGCACAGAGAGGGACGACCGGCAGCAGCUCAACGAGCCGAAGUUCGUUGGUUCGGCGGUAAUCCCAGACAAUGAGGACACAGAGGAUGAUAAGGUGUACUUCUUCUUCACUGAGAGAGAGCUGGACCCAGAGGGAGGGCACAGGGCCGUGUACACCCGUGUGGGACGAGUCUGUGCGAAUGACCAGGGGGGACAGAGGAUGCUAGUGAAUCGUUGGAGCUCCUUCCUGAAAACUCGUCUCAUCUGCUCCGUGUCAGGACCAAAUGGCAUCGACACUCACUUUGAUGAACUGGAGGAUGUGUUUGUGCUGAGGAACAAAGAUGAUAAAAACCCAGAAAUCUUCGGCCUGUUCAGCACCACCAGUGCUGUGUUCAAAGGCUAUGCUGUGUGCAUCUACACCAUGGAGGACAUCCGGGCUGCGUUCAAUGGGCCUUUCGCCUACAGGGAGAGACCAGAGCACCACUGGAGCCUGUACGAAGACCGCAUCCCCUACCCCCGACCGGGAUCUUGUGCCAGUAGGAUGACCGGUGGGGCUUUCUCCAGUUCUAAAGAGUUCCCAGACGAGGUGCUGCGUUUCGUGCGCUCUCACCCGGUCAUGUACAGACCAGUCCUGCCCCAACACAAGAGACCUGUGCUACUCCAAACUGAGCCAGGCCACAGGAGACUCACCCAGAUCGCCGUAGACCGGGUGCAGGCUCAAGAUGGGUACUACCAUGUGCUAUACAUCGGGACAGACGACUCAGCGGUUCUCAAGUUUAUCACCAUCUAUAACAAAGACACAGACACCAUGGAGGAGGUGCUGCUGGAGGAGCUGCAGGUCUUCAAGGUGCCUGCUCCGAUUCGAGAGAUCAUCAUUUCCCCCAAAAGACAACAGCUGUACGUGGGCUCGGAGGUGGGUGUGGCUCAGGUCCGUUUGCACCAGUGUGACCUGUAUGGCUCUGAGUGUGCAGACUGCUGCCUGGCCCGGGACCCCUACUGCGCCUGGGACGGACUCACCUGCUCCCGCUACUACCCCAACGGAGUCUACACCAAGAGCCGUCGAUUCAGGCGCCAGGAUGUUCGCCAUGGCAACGCCGUCCAGCUGUGCAACGGGCUGCAAAUUGACGGCGAUCAGUGGCAGCCUGCAGAGGAGAAGCGCAUCUAUGGAGUGGAGAACAACAGCACGUUACUGGAGUGUGUGCCACGCUCUCUACAGGCCAAAGUACUCUGGUUCACUCAGAGGGACGGGGACAAGCAUGAAAUCCGGGGAGAUGAGCGGGUGAUCCUGACCCCCCACGGCCUCCUCUUCCUCAGGCUGAAGAGCUCCGACGCCGGCCUCUACGUGUGCCAAACUGUAGAACAUGGCUACGUCCACACCCUGCUACACGUGACCCUCCAUGUCCUCACCUCCAACAAAGUCGAAUACGCCAACCGCCACCCCCAAACCAACAACCAACGAGACUCCGGCAAAACUUCCGCGCAAUGCCAGUCCUCCUCUUCCUCCCCCCCGGGCCCUAGCGUUAGCCCGAGAUCUCAAGCGCCCUCACCUGGUCACAACUCCAGACUGUGGUACAAAGACUUCCUUCAGCUGAUCGGAUACGGCGACGCGCAAAAAGUGGAGGAGUACUGCGAGAGGGUCUGGUGCUCCGAUAAGAAACGUAAAAAAGCGAAGAGGAGAUAUGUCGCCAUGGAGAGGAGAGGGAAGGGCAGGGGCGAGGAGAGUUCCAAUCGCGCGCCCAGGCACACCACCGAUACCUGAAAUCGCGCGCACCAACAGCAUUUUCCAAAAGGUCACAUCUGCUCGUCGUUUUCAUCUCGUAAUAGCUUUUCUUUCGACAUGGCUUCGGACAAGGACUGCGAUUUUUAACGGGUUUUGAGGUACGUUCAGGAGACGAAGAUGGAAGACUCUAAGAAGAUACUGGAAGAGAUUGAGAGAUGCAUAUCAGCUUUAAGCCCCGUUCGGUGUAUGGACUUGUACAGACUGAGAAAUGUUGCGUAUGCGUAUUGACAUUUUUAACGUCUUUUGGUACUAUAUAAAUUAUUUUCUGUUGGUGUUUAGAUGUUGUAAACUGGAACGCAUAGUUGCCGCUUUGUACAGUGAGAAAUGCAAUGAUAAGCUUUAUAUUCUUGAGCCUUGUUUUCACUGAGAGCCAUAGAGAAAAUGCAGUCUGGUAAUAGACUUGCUAACAUUUAACUGCCCAUUGUGUCCAAAGGAGAGAGUUCCAUGAGUAUGUGACAAGUUUAAAAGGGCACUAUGAAACUUUUCUAGUCAAGGAGUCAGCCACUUGUUUGGAAUGUUCAACAAUAUGGCAUUAAACAUAUCUAUCAUGUAGUCUACUUGUUCAAUUACAUGUGUUUAUCUUACUAAAAAUAUCUUGAUAAACAUGGAUUCUUUCAGUGAACAGGCUUACCUCUCCACAGAUCUGACUUGUAACUUGGCCUGGUGACGUCGUCUGCUUUUCUCUGUGGAGGUUGAAACGAUUAAUGCCAUACAGUGGAACACUACGCAAAGCAAAAGCAUGUGGGAGACCCUUAUCCAGAAAAGUUACACCGUACAGCUUUAAUGUGUGUAAUCACUGAAAUCAGAGGUGUAUUGUCAAAAGUUGUAAAUAUGACUAACUAACUAACUACAUUUUACUAACAAAAGAGAAGUUAAAUAAUUUUAAAGAGGGGAUCUUAUGUGAAAUGUACUUUUCUGAGCUAUCUACCAUGUUAUAACAUUGUUCCCUCAUCAAAAACAUGCCUGUAGAGAUUUUACAUUUCAUCCAUGCAUGUUUAAAGGUUGUAUAGAUAAUUUUCCAAGGAACGAGAAAUCCAGCGACUGUUUGUCCUUUUUCAAAUGUUGCACAUGUGUGAAACCACCCCCCCUCCCCUACAGCUCCCUACGUAGAAACACCUCCUCCCGCCUCCUCCUUACGCCAGAAAGUACUCAUCGUACAACAUGACUUGUAAACAACUAACUGCAGUGUUGGUUAAGCAAGACGGAGAAGUGAGGAGCAGGGGGAGGGGGUGCGCGGAGAUUUCAUGCGUGGAAAAGAAGUGAGGAGCAGGGAGAAGAACGGAACGGGGAGAAAGGAGCAGGAAGGGGUGCAGAGAGGGGUGCACGGAGAUUCAGUGCGAAUGAAGCUACUACUACAACACGCAGCAGCAAGCGGGCUCUUUCUUUGCAUUGAAAAUUACGUUUUCAGACAUAGGAUAUCGCAUUCGUGUCCUGAAAAAUGUUUGUCUGGCUCUUGGAAAUAAAAAAAAAGUACGUUUUCAUAAUAAGCAGAAGUGACCUGUCCAGGAGUAAUUUGGCGACCAGUGCGUCAGUCUUUAGACCCUGCGUCUGCUUCAGUCGCGCCAUCGCUGGAAUGAAUCUCCAAGAAUCACCUUAGUUUGGCUUCGCUGCUUUUCCCCUUGUCUUCUUCUUUCAGCGACCUCAAAAACGGACUUUCUUUUGCGGCUAACUGCUCCUGGAUUCUUGUCUGCCAUUGCAACAAACUUUGUACUAACUGCGAGGAAGAUAUAGGUCAAAAAAGCCGCUAAGAACCAUUGCGUUGGUGGAGUAAACAGCGUCUGUGCGUCUUGCGUCUGUGGACUGUGUGACAGUCGUACAUAAACCACGUACCGGCGGCGCGCAGGCAAGUCAGUUACGCUAGAAACGUAGGGAGAUUGAUUGACAGCCUGUCAGCUAACAGAUAACAAGGCAGUCUCGUUAUCUAUUGGCAAAUGUUUAGCCCCACCACGUCCAGAGUUGAUGAAUUUUUAUUCUCUUUUUUUUGGUCAUCAUAAUUACAAGGCUACUGCACCUCUAUAAUGCUAUCAUUGACAUUUUGAAACAAAAAAAAAUCCUCCAUACAACCUUUAAGUAAUCAAAUCUCUCUCAGGCACUAUUCAAACCCUCUUUACAAUUAGCAUUACAAAGCUCAGCCCACAAGCCUAUGUUACCCAUGCUAUACAAUGUGCAUUAGUUUCAUAAGUGGAAUGCAUGAUUGUGAUGAUAGCGCUCUGACAGGGGGAGUGACUUAGCGUGGGGAGCAAGGGGAGGGGGUUGUCUCAGUGUCAAUAACAAAUAUAGCAUUAGCAACCUACAGAAGUGUAAUACCCCCUCUUUAAAUAAAAAAAAAAUAAAUCAAAGAUCAGGUUCUCAUAAUUACUGAGUGGGUGACAAUUGUGUAAGUAAGUAAGUAACCACUCUUACUGAAUAGCAGGCAAAAACUAGCAAUGUAACAGGGCAAGACCUGCUUUUUGGAACACACCGUACUCCUUUAGACAAUAUUGCAACCUCCUGUGCUGUGAAAACAAGGCUUAACCUGACUUCUCUCAAAACGCAUUCUAUUUAAGCAACUGUAAAAGCUUUUAAUGUAGUUACGUGUUCUCAAAAGUGCUAGUUAUUGUGUUUGUGGGUCAUGUAUUGUAUUAUGUAUUUGUCUGUAUUCAGGGUGGCCUCAAAAGUCAACCGCGAUGCCUGCUCCCCUCCCUUUCAGUUUGGUCUAUUGCAGUUUGAAUUAUGGACUGUUAUAAUAAGCUGCAAUGAAAGAUAGCACGCGCGCACCCAUAUGGACAGACGAAUGGUUGGCGGUGCCGUUAGCGAACAUGCUAAUGAGCUAUUUUGUUUAAUGCGGAGAUGACGCUAACAUUAAACACUGAUG